AACCAGUGAAGACCCGUCCGUCCUCUCUCUGACCGUAAUGGAUGGUAGCAGUGGUGGUGCAACUUCACAGCAAGAAAGGUUGCCAGUUUUCUUCAACAUGGAAGAGAAAAUAAGGCACCUGCUCAACACGAGAGUGACCACAGAUCAGAUCCGCACUUACUUCAACCAGCAGGAAUUUUUCAGUAGGUGCUCCUUCUACAUCGAAAUCAAAGGCAAGGAUUUGGAAACACAAACCACCAGGUCUGUCCCUGUCCAGAACCUCAACCCACAGAGGUUAAUGCGGGUGAAAUUUGACGCCAAGACCCAAGUGAGAGUGCAACUGGCCUAUCAGACAGAGCUCCUCAAAAAGCUCGUCAGGAGCAGGGAAGAUAUUGCAGUCAUUGCUGACAAAAUCCAUCAUGGAUACGUUGUUGGUGAAGAAGACGACAUUGACCGUAAAAUGUCAGAACUUCAGGACACUGCUGCUGAGUUUGAAAAUGCCCUUUUGCUUGGUCCUGUCCACAACCGUCACAAGCUCAUCUUCGAGGAUAACGGGGUUGUAGUAGUUCUGCGGCUCACUUUGGAACCAAAACUCAAGAAGCCAGUGAUCUUUGAGAGAGACCUCUGUGACGUGUUAUUGAAAGUCGCCUACCUACACUGGAAAAUUGAGGAGCAGGAGCAGGACGAGCCAGGCAAAGAGUUCCAGAUCCAAUACAAUGUCCGAGAUCCAGAAAUCCACGAUGCAAGCAACCGGUCGAUCAACUGUGGGCUUUACAGAGCAGCAAUUAUGCGAAAUUUGGCUACAAAGCGCUUUAUCAGAGAUCAAAUGCUGAUUGUUGAUUGUAGAAUGGGCUUAUUGAGUUAUUAUUUUUAUUGCAUAUGAAUUUACCAUCAAUAGGGUGAACUCCUGCGACCUGGUCUACAGCAUGUGGA
This is a messenger RNA of Astyanax mexicanus (Mexican tetra), 912 nucleotides long. RefSeq lists its product as uncharacterized. The record is from RefSeq and is a predicted model, not a curated record. The coding region runs from base 38 to 862 and encodes 274 amino acids. The transcript has a single exon. NCBI's taxonomy places the organism in Eukaryota, Metazoa, Chordata, Actinopteri, Characiformes, Acestrorhamphidae.